GAGAUAGAUGCCGUGUGUAGUUGUUGUGUCGAAGCCAUAUAUAUAAGAGGUAUUUGUGCGCUAUCAUAUCUUGCCACGAUCUCUUUCUGUACCACAGUACAGCUUUCACGAUAAACCAAAUCACCUCUACCCCCAGGACGCACAUCAAGACUUUCCAAUGGCGACCAUCGAUGCCCAGGAGAUCAGAGAAAGCAUCGGGCGCUUUCGGGUUCUGAUCAUAGGGAGAGCAAACGCAGGAAAAACAACCAUUCUUCAGAAGGUCUGCAACACCACAAACGAACCAGAAAUUUACGAUGCCGAAGGAAACAAGGUGCAGACCGAUGCUGCCGUCGUGACUGCCACGAUCAAGCGUGGGAAUAAUGACAUCACGAACGAGAUGGUGUUCAAGAGUAAUCCCGGUUUCCUUUUUCACGACUCAUGCGGUUUCGAAGCGGGUUCCGAAGAAGAAUUUGAGGACAUGAAGAAAUUUAUCUCACAGCGUGUGCACGCGACGAAAUUGGAAGAGCGGAUACAUGCUAUCUGGUAUUGUAUUCCAAUGGACGAAUCCUGUCGGACAUUCCAGCGGUCGGAGGAGAAAUUCUUCUUUGAGUGCGACACUGGGCACGUUCCCGUGAUUGCGGUGUUCACCAAGUUCGAAGCUCUGCGUCCAGUGGCGUAUGGAGAAAUCAAGAAGGAAAUACAAGGUGUAUCUGGAGAAGAACGCUCAAAAAGGAUCGCCCAACGUGUCGAAGAACUGUUUACUAAGACAGGCGUCUGUGAUCGGUUGUGCGACCCUGAAAAUCGUACACGUCCCAAGUUUCAUGUGCGCUUGGAGAAUAUGAACAAGCCGAAUACAAACUGUGACACUCUACUGGAACGCACGACUUUCGCACUGGACAACGACGAGUUGCGGUUGUGCUUGGUGUCGACACAACAAUCAAAUCUGGACCUUUGUAUCAAGUGUGCCGUCGCAACAAUCGUUGAUCGCGCACAUCAGCAAUCCGGGCUACGUCGGGUCGAUCAUGAAGUCUACCAGUAUUACAUUGCUAAGUGGUUUCCGCAUCUCAAAUGCUGAAAAUGAAGACAUUCUGAUAUAUGUUUCCUUGAUU
Molecule: messenger RNA, 1088 nt
Organism: Suillus plorans
Lineage: Eukaryota; Fungi; Basidiomycota; Agaricomycetes; Boletales; Suillaceae
Exons: 8
Coding region: 158-1054 (298 amino acids)
Source: RefSeq, a predicted model, not a curated record